AACUGUAAAUCUUUCCUUUUCGUGUCGCGUCUGAUUGAAGAACAAUCGUGUCCUAUACAUUUUUUUAGUGUUCUGAAAUAUCUACGCUUAAAAUUCAAUAUGAAUUGGACAUGUUUGUUGUUUUGUGCCGUUUGUGUUCUGGUUCAAUUCGGAAAUUCGGCGGCAGAUAGUUACACAAACUGUAAAGAAUGUACAGAGUUAUCGAGAACCAGCGACAGAGUAAAUGUUACUAUGGAGCAGGCUGCCGGUGAUCAUAAAGUUCUGGUAACCUGCUACAUGGAAAGUGGUCCGACAUUGUACCCCAAAUCCCACAAUGUUACAUAUCAAAAUGGAACAAAAAAUCGGGGUAGACUUAAUAUGAGAUUCGAAAUUUUACAGUUAGGAAUUGAUAUCAUAUUCAGUGGUGUCAUUCAAAAUAAUACAGAUUCCUUCAACGGUACACUUCGGUCGUGUGAUGGUGAGGUGUUGAUAUACACAGCUACAGUUGUGCGGUAUUUUGAUAGCAAUGGUAAACGUUAUUAUCUGGUAUAUGCCUGUGGGAUCAUCGUAACUAAUUCUGGAAAACGUGUUCAAUUCGAAACCUACCAACUGAUAUCGCCAGAUGGCUUUUUAAAGGGCCUUGAUUGCAAAACGAAAACAGAAAUCGAGGAUGCAUUUGACAAACUCAAAUGUUAUCUGGUCGUUUAUACUCCAGAUAAUUCUUCAAAUUCAAAUGAAAAUCCUUGAUAAGGCAAUGACGUUGACGUGGGCAAGAGUGUACAACUUUAUCAAAUUUCCAAUUUCAUCGGGUUUUUAAUAAUUAUGGACAUCCAGCUACUUACAAGAAUAAUUUUGAACAAUAAAGCAAUCAUUGUCAUAAUAGGUAUAGAUUUAUUGUUCAAUGAUUAUGAUUAUUUAUGAAGCUGAAAAUUUUUUUUAGUAGUCGCAUUCACUUAUAACUUACAAAUCCAUAGCAUAUAUGUACCUAUUUAAUUAUAUGUAGGUAAGUAAUAUGGAUGAGUAAGUUAUACCUAGGUAUUUAUUAUUCAACAUAAGUUGUACUUUGUAGCAAAUAAAAUCAUAGAAAGCA
Messenger RNA from Planococcus citri (citrus mealybug), 1069 nucleotides. RefSeq lists its product as uncharacterized. Bases 100 to 726 code for a protein of 208 amino acids. The transcript has 5 exons. The record is from RefSeq and is a predicted model, not a curated record. Lineage: Eukaryota; Metazoa; Arthropoda; Insecta; Hemiptera; Pseudococcidae.